Octodon degus (degu) is the source of this 9039-nucleotide messenger RNA. RefSeq names its product kinesin family member 21B (gene Kif21b). Gene Ontology annotation, biological process: microtubule-based movement; mitotic spindle organization. The transcript is spliced from 35 exons. Lineage: Eukaryota; Metazoa; Chordata; Mammalia; Rodentia; Octodontidae. The record is from RefSeq and is a predicted model, not a curated record. Gene Ontology annotation, molecular function: ATP binding; microtubule motor activity; microtubule binding. Bases 325 to 5199 code for a protein of 1624 amino acids.
GGCGGGAGGCGCCCGGCUGGGCGGGAGGUGUGUGCGCGCGUGUGCCGCGCGGUGGGGAGCGGCAGGUCGCGCUGCCGGCUGUCAGCUAGCUUCGCGCCGCCACCCUAUGGCAGGAGGAGGCGCGCGGGACCAGCCGUGGGGGGCUGGCCGUGAGUGAGCCCCUCUGCCUGUCGCCCGAGAGCAUGUCACCUCCAGUCUCCGCGUCAGCCUUUGCCAGCAGCACCCGCGUCCCCGCCUUCAGCAGCCGCAGUCGCAGCCUCUGCCUUGGGCAUUGGCCUCCAGACCCUCUCCCCUGAUACCCCCAGACCCUAGCGACAGGGGACCAUGGCUGGCCAGGGGGACUGCUGCGUCAAGGUGGCCGUCAGGAUCCGGCCCCAGCUAUCAAAGGAGAAGAUUGAAGGCUGUCACAUCUGUACCUCUGUCACCCCAGGGGAGCCCCAGGUCCUGCUGGGGAAGGAUAAAGCCUUCACUUAUGACUUUGUCUUUGACUUGGACACAUGGCAGGAACAGAUUUAUACAACCUGUGUAAGCAAGCUCAUUGAGGGCUGCUUUGAGGGCUACAAUGCCACAGUGCUGGCCUAUGGACAGACAGGGGCCGGGAAAACAUACACUAUGGGCACUGGCUUCGACAUGGCGACAUCGGAGGAGGAGCAGGGAAUCAUUCCAAGAGCCAUCACACACCUCUUCAGGGGCAUCGCUGAGCGCAAGCAACGGGCUCAGGAGCAGGGCAUAGCUGGGCCUGAGUUCAAAGUCAGCGCUCAGUUCUUGGAGCUCUACAAUGAGGAGAUCCUUGAUCUGUUUGAUAGCACACGCGACACUGACACCCGCCACCGCAGGUCCAACAUCAAGAUCCAUGAGGAUGCCAGUGGUGGCAUCUACACCACAGGCGUCACUUCUCGCCUCAUCAACUCCCAGGAGGAGCUGAUCCAAUGCCUGAAGCAGGGCGCCCUGUCUCGCACCACGGCCAGCACCCAGAUGAAUGUCCAGAGCUCCCGCUCCCACGCCAUCUUCACCAUCCACCUGUGCCAGAUGCGCAUGUGUGCCCAGCCCGACCUGGUGAACGAGGCAGUGACCAGGCUUGCGGAGGGCGCAGCUCCUACAAAUGAGUAUGAGACUCUCACGGCUAAGUUUCACUUUGUGGACCUGGCUGGCUCAGAACGCUUGAAGCGGACGGGAGCCACCGGCGAGCGGGCCAAAGAGGGCAUCUCCAUCAACUGUGGCCUGCUGGCCUUAGGCAAUGUCAUCAGCGCCCUGGGAGACCAAAGCAAGAAGGUGGUGCACGUGCCCUACAGGGACUCCAAGCUCACUCGGCUUCUCCAGGACUCACUGGGGGGCAACAGCCAGACCAUCAUGAUUGCCUGUGUGAGCCCCUCGGAUCGGGACUUCAUGGAGACGCUCAACACACUUAAAUAUGCCAAUCGGGCUCGCAACAUCAAGAACAAGGUAGUGGUGAACCAGGACAAGACCAGCCAGCAGAUCAGCGCGCUGCGGGCCGAGAUCGCACGCCUGCAAAUGGAGCUGAUGGAGUACAAGGCGGGCAAGCGGGUGAUCGGGGAGGACGGCGCCGAGGGCUACAGUGACCUGUACCGGGAGAAUGCCAUGCUCCAGAAGGAGAACGGGGCACUGCGGAUGCGGGUGAAGGCCAUGCAGGAGGCCAUCGAUGCCAUCAACAACCGCGUCACCCAUCUCAUGAGCCAGGAGGCCAACCUGCUUCUGGCCAAAGCUGGUGAUGGCAAUGAGGCUAUUGGCGCUCUGAUCCAGAACUACAUCCGGGAGAUUGAGGAGCUGCGGACAAAGCUCUUGGAGAGUGAGGCCAUGAACGAGUCCCUCCGGCGCAACCUGUCCCGGGCCUCAGCUCGGAGCCCCUACUCCCUGGGAGCAUCUCCAGCUGGUCCAGCCUUUGGGGGCAGCCCGGUCAGCUCCAUGGAGGAUGCUUCUGAGGUGAUCCGCAGGGCCAGGCAGGACCUGGAGCGGCUAAAGAAGAAGGAGGUCAGGCAGCGGAGGAAGAGCCCAGAGAAGGAAGCCUUCAAGAAGCGGGCAAAACUCCAACAGGAAAACAGUGAGGAGACGGAUGAGAAUGAGGCUGAGGAGGAGGAGGAAGAGCGAGACGAGAGUGGCUGCGAGGAGGAGGAAGGACGUGAGGAUGAAGAUGAGGACUCGGGCAGCGAGGAGAGCCUGGUAGACUCUGACUCUGACCCAGAGGAGAAGGAGGUAAACUUCCAGGCAGACCUGGCAGACCUGACCUGCGAGAUCGAGAUCAAGCAGAAACUGAUUGAUGAGCUGGAGAACAGCCAGCGGCGGCUGCAGACGCUCAAACACCAGUAUGAGGAGAAGCUGAUCCUGCUGCAGAACAAGAUCCGGGAUACGCAGCUGGAGCGGGACCGCGUGCUGCAGAACCUCAGCACCAUGGAGUGCUACACGGAGGAGAAAGCCAACAAGAUCAAGGCAGAUUAUGAGAAGAGGCUACGAGAGAUGAACCGGGACCUGCAGAAGCUACAGGCUGCUCAGAAGGAGCAUGCCCGGCUGCUCAAGAACCAGUCGCGCUAUGAGAGGGAGCUGAAGAAGCUGCAGGCUGAGGUGGCUGAGAUGAAGAAGGCUAAGGUGGCCCUGAUGAAGCAGAUGCGGGAGGAGCAGCAGCGUCGGCGGCUGGUGGAGACCAAGAGGAACCGCGAGAUUGCUCAGCUCAAGAAGGAGCAGCGGCGGCAAGAGUUUCAGAUCCGAGCCCUGGAGUCCCAGAAGCGGCAGCAGGAAAUUGUCCUGAGGAGGAAAACCCAGGAGGUUUCUGCACUGCGGCGCCUGGCCAAGCCCAUGUCUGAGCGGGUGGCAGGGCGUUCAGGACCGAAGCCACCUAUGCAGGAUUCAGGAGCUGAAGUGUCGGCCAGCACCACCUCCUCUGAGGCAGAGUCGGGAAACCGCUCCGUCUCCAGCAUUGUGCGCCAGUGGAACCGCAAAAUCAACCACUUCCUGGGGGACCAUCCAGCCAACACAGUCAAUGGCACCCGGCCAGCGAGAAAGAAGUUCCUGAAGAAGGGGGCAAGCCAGAGCUUCAGCAAGGCUGCAAGGCUCAAGUGGCAGUCCCUGGAGAGGAGGAUCAUCGACAUCGUCAUGCAGAGGAUGACCAUUGUCAACCUGGAGGCCGACAUGGAGCGGCUCAUCAAGAAAAGGGAGGAGCUGUUCCUCCUGCAGGAGGCACUGCGGAGGAAGCGUGAACGGCUGCAGGCUGAGAGCCCAGAGGAGGAGAAGGGGCUGCAGGAGCUGGCUGAAGAGAUGGAGGUGCUGGCGGCCAACAUCGACUACAUCAAUGAUAGCAUCACUGACUGCCAGGCCACCAUCAUGCAGCUGGAGGAGACCAAGGAGGAGCUGGACUCCACAGACACGUCGGUGGUCAUCAGCUCCUGCUCUCUGGCCGAAGCCCGCCUCCUGCUGGACAACUUCCUCAAGGCGUCCAUUGACAAGGGGCUGCAGGUAGCCCAGAAGGAGGCCCAGAUUCGGCUACUGGAGGGACGACUGAGGCAGACAGACAUGGCGGGGUCCUCCCAGAACCACCUGCUCCUAGAUGCCCUGCGGGAGAAGGCCGAGGCACACCCCGAGCUGCAAGCCCUCAUCUACAAUGUGCAGCAGGAGAAUGGCUAUGCCAGCACUGAUGAGGAGGUCUCAGAGUUCUCUGAGGGCAGCUUCUCCCAGUCAUUCACCAUGAAAGGCUCCACCAGCCAUGAUGACUUCAAGUUCAAGGGGGAACCCAAGCUGUCUGCCCAAAUGAAGGCUGUGUCGGCUGAGUGCCUGGGGCCCCCACUGGACAUUUCCACCAAGAACAUCACCAAGUCCCUGGCCUCCCUUGUCGAGAUCAAAGAGGAUGGAGUGGGCUUCUCCAUCCGUGAUCCCUACUACCGGGACAAGGUCUCCCGCACUGUCAGCCUGCCCACCCGGGGCAACACUUUCCCCCGGCAGUCUCGAGGCUCAGAGACAUCCCCUCUGACCCGGAGGAAAUCGUAUGAUCGAGGGCAGCCCAUCAGGUCCACAGACGUGGGGUUCACACCUCCCUCCUCCCCUCCCACUCGACCUCGCAAUGACCGCAAUGUCUUUUCUCGCCUUACCAGUAAUCAGAGCCAGGGGUCAGCGCUGGACAAGUCUGAUGACAGCGACUCCUCUUUGUCGGAGGUCCUGAGGGGCAUCAUUACCCCCGUCGGAGGAGCUAAGGGUGCUCGGACAGCCCCGCUGCAGUGUGUCUCCAUGGCUGAGGGCCACACCAAGCCCAUCCUCUGCCUGGAUGCUACGGACGAGUUGCUUUUCACAGGGUCCAAAGACCGAAGCUGCAAGAUGUGGAACCUGGUCACUGGACAGGAGAUCGCAGCUCUCAAAGGCCACCCUAACAAUGUGGUCUCCAUCAAGUACUGCAGCCACUCAGGGCUUGUGUUCUCCGUGUCCACCUCCUACAUCAAGGUGUGGGACAUCCGGGACUCUGCCAAGUGCAUCCGCACGCUCACGUCCUCAGGCCAGGUCAUCUCAGGCGAUGCCUGUGCCGCCACCUCCACGCGUGCCAUCACCAGUGCCCAGGGGGAGUACCAGAUCAACCAGAUGGCCCUCAGCCCUUCGGGCACCAUGCUGUACGUUGCCGCUGGCAACGCUGUGCGCAUCUGGGAGCUCAGCAGGUUCCAGCCCAUUGGCAAGCUCACUGGUCACAUUGGCCCCGUGAUGUGCCUGACGGUCACCCAGACUGCCAACCAGCAUGACCUUGUGGUGACUGGUUCUAAGGACCACUAUGUUAAGAUGUUCCAGCUGGGCGAGUGUGUGACAGGCACCAUUGGCCCCACCCACAACUUCGAGCCCCCACACUAUGAUGGUAUUGAGUGUCUGGCCAUCCAGGGAGACAUCCUGUUCAGUGGCUCCAGGGACAACGGCAUCAAAAAGUGGGAUCUGGAGCAGCAGGAGCUUAUCCAGCAAAUCCCCAAUGCACACAAGGAUUGGGUGUGUGCCCUGGCCUUCGUCCCAGGCCGCCCCAUGUUGUUGAGUGCCUGCCGUGCGGGUGUCAUCAAGGUCUGGAAUGUGGACAACUUCACACCCAUCGGGGAGAUCAAGGGCCACGACAGCCCCAUCAAUGCCAUUUGCACCAACUCCAAGCACAUCUUCACAGCCUCCAGUGACCUGACAGUGAAGUUUUGGAGCAUACGGCGGUUCCCAGAGGCCCACCCUCGGAGCUAGGUCAGAAGGGUGCCUGGACCUCUGCCCCAGCAGCCCGCGCAGCAUGGAAUGGAGGCUGUAGCCAACCAGAUGGGGAGCUGCCCAGGGCACAGAGGGUGUGGCCCCUCCUGCUCCACUUCCUCUCCCCCGGACUUCCCACAGGAUAGGCUCCCUGUCCUCCCCUGCCUCUCAGGAGCCUCUUGGUGAGAGAGGUUGGGGAGGAGUUAAGCUGUGAAGCCAAAGGCAUUAUCCCCUCCUCUCUCUCCCAGGCCAUUCCCUGGCCUCCCCCUCCGAAAGCCAGGCCAUGGUGUCUCCUGCUGAGCCGGCCCUGUCCUGUGUUCCCCACUGUUGUCCCAGGGUGGGGCCCAAUAGGAAGGUAAAGUAGCCCCGGCCCCAUGCUACCCCUCUGAUGAGCUGGCCUCUCCUCCAUCCUACAGCCCAACACUGGAGCCACUGCACCUGCAUCUGACCCUACAAGGUAGUCAGUCCUCAGGUAACCAUGGAGACCAGGCACAGGCAGCUGGGCCUGCAGUGGACCCUGAAGCCUAUGUCACCAACAGCUGAUUCCAGCAGGCCCCAGCUUUCCUUGGCAGCCCUUUCCGGUAGGGCCAUGGAAGAGCUACUAGAAAGCCCCUUUGGGGAGAUGGUCAUGAAUUUAGUUAGUUAUUAUUUUUAUUUUUUCCUGUUGCCUCCUGGAAACUGACUUGAAGUUUCUUCCCACAUCUUCUGUCCUUCAACCCCUAGGGGUCUGCUCCUAUGACACUCGGAGCCCACCUCCUCUGUUGGCUUUGCUUUGUAGAGGAGGGGAAUACCUGCUUCCACACUCUGCAGCUCCAGCCUAGCCCAGACUGUGCCCCUGGGGACCCUUCUAGUGCACCCCUAGCAACUAGGCUGCCUGAUGCUUCAGUGCCUUCCUCAGCCCAGGCCUGGCCCCCUGCUGGGCAGCCUUACACCAGCCAUGCCCUCGGUGCCGCCUGUGUCUUCUCACAGGUCUCCUGCCCUCUGCCCCUAGAAGAGGAGUGCGCCCCCUGCAGCCCAAGGCCAGGGAACCCCACCCCCAGAGGCUCAUGUGGUCACGUAGGAAGCAGCUUGAGUCAGCCAUGUUUUCAUCAUCAUUGGGGGCAGGGAGUCUCUUCAGCUUUUUUCCUGCGGUUAUUCGGGAGACUCAUUUUCGAGCCUUAACCCAAAGCAUAGUGCAAGGCCCUUCCCUUUAGGAGAUCAGUGGUAAGGAGGCAGUUGUCAGUUCUUGGAGCCUUCCUUUCCCCUGGGGCUGUGACCUCACGCCUCCAAGCAUGGGGCUAAAUCAGUGAUCGAGUGCCCCCUGUCUGAGUAACUCUGGAUUUACAGGGAAGGAUCUCAGAAGGGGCUGGCUCCAUCCCUUGUCCUAGGCUUUGCCCCAAGCAACGGCCACACUGGUCUUGGGCUUCUCAGCCUCUGUCUGGGAACCAGGAGUCCCUUCUCUGUUCAGAAGACAUGGUGACUUUUGAACUUUCCAGCAGUGCCGUUGUCUCUGCCCACAGCUUAUUUUUGUGUGGCCAGGGACCUUGGAGCCUCCCCUGGUAUGGGAGGGUCAGGCCCCGUGAAGGCUGUGUGGGGCUGUUCCUUCCUUGGCGCUACCCCAGAGGCUGAAGAGGUCGGCCUGCCUGUGUGUGGCCUCUGCCAGCUGUGACGUUAGGUCUGAUCAGCCAGUGUCGGGACGACCUGCCUCGAAUGCUGGUCUUCUGGAACCAGAACAGUCUGUCUGCACUGACUGCAAACACUUCUUCCUCUGCCGGCUGCCCCAGGCUUGCUGGGCAACCCCUUUCAUGUUCAGAAGUGAUCACCAUCCUCCUUUCCGGCCCCAUCCAGCCCUGCUCCCCGAACGGAAAGCUUUGACCUUGCACCCUGUAAGAAUGACCCGUCUGCAUGACUGUUUACAAACUACAGAAACACAUGAGAUUUGUGUCCUCCUGCCCUCCCCCAUGGGCUGGGGAUGCCCCAGCCUGGAUUGACUGUAUUGUAGCUUCAAGGCCUGUCCUCGCACAAAGUGUGGGCUUAUGGCCUCGAGAGGUGCUCUUCGUCAUUGCCCGCUGUCAGCCGUCUCUGAUGGGCCACUACCUCACGGCAGGGCUGACUCCCCUGUCCCUGCGAGUAUCGAUACUCUAAACUUGAAGUCCUUUGGGAUCCCUGAGCCUGGCAUCCCUAAGCUGCUCUAAGCUGUGCUGCACGAGCACUGGGGCCUCUGCCCACACUUCUGGGAACACCCACGGUACACAGAUGGGGCAGGCCCCCAGCUCCACCUCUUGCACAAGCAUCCUAAGUGUUGGAAGCACAAACCAGUUGUUAUCUGAGCACAACGGCGGCGGGGCAGCUCUCAGCAGGCAGCGUGUCCAGGCUGGGAGGCAGGCGGCACCUUGAAGGGUAGCCAGAAACCCAAGUCAGAUGGGUGCCCUGUAUGGAGGUAGGCAGCUCCCCUUGCUCAGAGCAAGGCUGGGUCCAAUUCUAGGGCUUGUUAUGUUACAUUGUGUCUCUACCCUUGACUUGAGGCCCAGGUCACUGAUGCCAGGGGCCCCAGGAGCAGAGCACAGUCUAGCUUAAACUCCCUAGUCUUUCAAUGCCUGAAUGCAGGCUGAUGCUAGCACCGCUGAGCCUAAGGAGUGUGAACUCAGACUUUCUCCGGAGCCAGGCCCUGUCCCUGACUUUGAAGCUGGCUGAUUCCCACUGCCCUUCAGCUUCUCAGCACAGGCCUCCCUCUCAGUAUUAGCCAGUUCAGUGUUAGCUUUCAAUCCAGUUGCUUUACUCCUUGAGGGCAGCCAGAAUCCCCCAGAGGCUGCACCUGAGCCACCCUUGGAGUCUGCGGUGGAGGGAGGGGAGGGGAAGAGGCCAAGGCCACACAGCCAAGCCUCGUGGUGGUCAGGGUGCUGCCACCAGGCACUUGGGAGGGGACAGCUGUAGUCUCCCACUGGCCCAGCUGAGGCCUUGAAAACUCCCUUCCCUUGUCCAGCCCCACUGCCUACUGGUGGCUAUGUGGCUCUGCCACAGGGCAGCUUAAAGCAUAAAACCGCUGCAGUAAAGCUACUGAGUUGCCAGGAGUUAACGCACCACCUAAUGUGUGGAGACAGGAGGCAGCUGCUGUGAAGGGACAUAAUGUCCCUUUGCCAUGUCUUCUACCAACUCGUGAGAGCUGCCCCCACUGGAAUCUGGGCUGGGCAUAGGCACACCCCUUGGUUGUUCAGUUCCUGCCCAGACCUGGUAUGUUUGUGGGCAGGGCCUGCCCAGCCGAAGCAGUGAACUCCUUUCCACUGUGAAGUCCAAACUUGUGGCAUUGUCCCCCUGCCAUCUCAAACAAGAAAUCGCUCACUGCUCUCUUUGCAGGGCACAGCCUCCUCCUGUGGUGGCCAGUGUCCCCCACGAGCGUUUCUGGGCCUGGUCUUCUUUCCUGGCUCCCAGAUCUUCAUGCCCUGUAGAGCAGAAGCUGCAGGGAACGUGUCUUUGUCAUCUGUGUUCUGUUCCCCAUGCCCAUGCCCCUCUACCUCUAGCACUCAGAGGACCCCUGAGCCCUAGCACACCCCAGCUUAGUACUUUCAAAUGUGUGUCCCAAGGCCCUUGCCGAGAAGUAGGGAGUGGAAACUACUUGAUGAAGAAUAGUUGGAGAAGACCCCUAGGGAUGGGGCCCUGCUGCCCACCAGCUCUUUUCUAGCCUUCACCCCCUGCCUAGGCUCGUGUGCCCCUCUGAGAUGUGGCUAGCACAAGGUGUAUAUAUAAGUUUUGUACCUCUGCUGAUGACUGUACAUAGUGUAUGAAAGUUAUUUAAGCCCCUUGCUGUACAUUUCUGUUCCUAGAUUGAAUGUGUGUGUUCUAAGAAGUUGUCAUAAAUAAAAC